AUGUCAGCAGACAAAAAGGUCAUCUACCAAUCCUACCGCCCAACCUACAAAUUGACCUUUCAGUUGUAUGCAAAGGGGAUGGUAGCACGUUUGGGUGACCACACUUGCCCUUCAGUAGCCCUCUUGGAUCGCCAUGUUCGUUUCCUGGAUUCUGCCCUUGCAAAAACGUUCUUGGAUGCCAAGAACGACUUCCAACGCCGCAAGCUGUCUCUUGCAGGUCUUGCUAAUCUUACCCUUUGGCUCGGAUGGCUCCAAUCCUCAGAGUGUUUUGGUCUCAACUGGGAGGACUGCUCCCUUGUGGAGCCUGCUGAUCAUGCAGUCUCCACAAACAACGCAACAAUGGAGACCCUCUUCUCCGGCCAUAUGACGGCACUCCUGGCAACUCCAUUGAAAGCCGCUUUUGGUCCCUUCACUGCUACCGCCGCGGGGGCCGCACCCACGUCUCACGCAGCAACAUAUGCGGCGGCGCCCGUCUCACGAUUGCCUCCAAAACCAUUGUCUAUGAACACGGCUGCUGGUGUCUACGCCGCGCCAACGAAGAUGUCGCCGCCACCUACCACAAAUGGAAGCCCUGUAUCCGGGUCAAACUAA
This is a messenger RNA of Cylindrotheca closterium, 591 nucleotides long. NCBI's taxonomy places the organism in Eukaryota, Bacillariophyta, Bacillariophyceae, Bacillariales, Bacillariaceae. The record is from the annotation of a GenBank genome assembly.